CUCUGCCUCUGGCUCUGUUCUGCUUACUGCUUUGCGUCUGCAGUAUCGAUAUCGAUAUCGCGACUAAAUUUUCUUUAAACUUUAAUUAAAUAUAAAAACAAAAACCACUAAAGUGACAAAAUAUAAUUCAUUGAAACAAUGAAAUUCAUCAUCAAAAAUAAUAAUUCAAGUGUGAAAAUGUAUUUUCGUGAAAUAGAAUAGAAAGAAAACGAUAAAGUUGCUAAAUCAAACAACCAAAUAUAAAGACUCCAAAGGAAUUAUUGUCUGGUAGUUGAUCCUGUAAUAUUGACUUAGCAACUUAAUCACUUUAAUCAUACAUAAGUACAACGCAAUUCAAAGCAAACAAGACUAAAAAAUUUUUUGUUUAACUUAAACUCUAAACACUACAUGUUCAUAUUUAAAAAGAUUUGCGUAUUGUCUGCUUUGAAAGUUGCGUCGACCUGCGCAGAAAAAAUCCAAAAAUUUCUAAGAGAAAGUAUGAACUUGUGUUCAUCGAUUGGAACAAACACAAGCACUGGUGGUGGUGGAGCAGCUGGCGUAUUGGGAAUUUGUAGUGCUAGUGGUCAAGGAACUUCAGCUAAUUGUAACGAAAUGCCUCCAGAAAAUCGCCCCAAAGUAGUUACAGUCAAACACCCUGAGUCUAAUAAGCCAAAGCCAACAACAAAAAAAGGCAAACCUAUUCCAGCCGAUCAAGAUGUAAUCAAAGCUCUUCAACGUUGCCGUGAUGAAGGCAUUAAACGUUUGGACUUGAGCAAGUCAUCAAUUGCAGUGAUUCCGUCAACCAUCAAAGAAUGUACACACUUGACUGAACUCUAUUUGUACAGCAAUCGAAUAACAGCCCUUCCAACUGAGAUUGGUGCUUUAGUUAAUUUAAAGACCCUCGCUUUGAAUGAGAACUCUCUUACCACCCUACCACAAUCACUAAAAUUUCUCACCCAAUUGAGGGUGUUGGAUUUGAGGCACAAUAAAUUGGCCGAAGUUCCUGAAGUACUCUAUCAGCUUAAGUCUUUGACAACGUUGUAUUUACGAUUCAAUCGUAUUCCAUGCGUUGGCAGUGGAGUCAAGAACUUAACUAACCUCACUAUGUUAAGUUUGAGGGAGAACAAAAUUCGGGAGCUGAGCUCAUCGAUUGGAUAUUUGGUCAAUUUGACCACGCUCGAUGUUUCACACAACCAUUUGGAGCAUUUGCCGGAUGAAAUCGGUAAUUGUGUGAAUCUGAACGCCUUGGAUUUGCAACACAAUGAACUGCUGGAUGUCCCGGAGAGCAUUGGAAAUUUAAAGAACUUAGUUCGCCUGGGCUUAAGGUACAAUCGUUUAUCGGCUGUUCCAGCUUCGCUUCGAAACUGCAAAUUCAUGGACGAGUUCAAUGUCGAAGGCAACAGUAUUGCAAAUUUACCAGACGGACUUUUAGCCAGUCUGAACGCAUUAACAACCAUAACACUAUCACGUAAUUCAUUCCACAGCUAUCCAUCAGGGGGGCCGGCCCAGUUCACAAAUGUAACAUGCAUCAAUUUGGAGCACAAUCAAAUUGACAAAAUACCCUAUGGCCUAUUUUCCCGAGCCAAAGGUCUUACAAAGCUCAACAUGAAGGAGAAUGUUCUCACAUCACUACCUCUAGAUGUUGGCACCUGGGUGAAUAUGGUGGAACUUAAUUUGGCCACAAAUUCACUCUCGAAAUUGCCCGACGAUAUUAUGAAUUUACAAAACCUUGAGAUCUUGAUUCUAUCCAACAACAUGCUCAAAAAAAUUCCCAACACAAUUGGCAAUUUGCGAAAGCUACGAAUUUUAGAUUUGGAAGAGAACCGCAUCGAAGUGAUUCCCAAUGAAAUUGGCCUUCUUCAUGAGCUCCAAAGACUUGUACUGCAAACAAAUCAAAUCUCAGUUGUACCCAGGACUAUUGGUCAUCUAACAAAACUCACUCACUUCUCCAUCAGCGAGAACAAUCUACAGUUCGUACCUGAAGAGAUUGGAUCGCUGGAACACUUGGAGAACCUCUAUCUUAAUCAGAAUCCAUGUUUGGAUAAGUUACCCUAUGAAUUGGCGCUGUGCCAAAACCUCAAGUACUUGAACAUCGAUAAGUGUCCAUUGAACACAAUACCACAAGAGAUCCAAGCUGGCGGGCCAUCUUUGGUCUUGCAGUGGCUAAAAAUGCACUCUCCAUACAGGUCAAUGUAAACUUUUGAAAGGUAUUUUAGAAAACGUACGUACGCCUACUGUGGAACAUAAAUCAAGAAUAUUUAAAAAACAAAAAGAAGCAAAAAUCGUUUCCUAUAUUUAAAAGAAAAACAAAAACAGGAAAUUUAUUUAUAUAUGUAAUGUUAAGUGUGUGUGAUUAUAUCAAAACAAAUAAUAGCUUUAAAAUGCUUGAACAAAAUUUAUUAAAAAAAAAUAUCAUAUAUACAAAAAACAAAAACCUACACUUAAAAAACAAAACAAAAAAUCAAUGGAAAGUUACUCGAAAUUAGAGUUAAAAACUGGCAGUUUGAAAAAUGAGACAAAGAAAGAGUUCAAUUGAAAAAUAUCGUUUGGUUUACAUAAUAUAGUAUUCGAUUGAUUUGCGCAUUUCUUUUUGACUGUUACAAAAUGACGAUCAAUCAAUAAUAAAGAUAAAUUAAGAAUCAAAAACGAAACAAAAUAAAAAAAAGAGGAGAAUAACAAAAAUACAAACAAACAAUAAGCCACUUGGAAGAACAUCGAACGUGAUGAUACUGAGACAAAACUGUAAUUAUUUUACGAACGAUAAAAAACCGUUGAAAUAUUUUAAUUUCAAUGGCAUCGACUUAUGGACUGUGAAUUUAGUACUAAGAUUCAAAAUAAAAAUAAUUCAACAUCGCAUUGCGGGUAUCGUCUGUUAAUCGUCAUCAUCUAGUCAUUUAAGACGAGAUUAUUUUUAUAAAAAAAAAACAAAAAUUUUUAAGCACUGCACCGAACUUUUUAUAUUAAAAACAAAUUACAAAUAUUUUUUUGUAUUACUUUGUUAAUUUGUAUUUUUAUUUACAAUAUUUGUUUAUUUUUUGAGCACAACUGUUUUAUUUAUUGAAACAAAAACAAAAUAUUAUUUUUUUUCCCAAUUAUCUUGUUAUUUUUUUCUUAUUUAAAAUAAAUAAAAUUAAAAUUUAAACAAAAACAAAAGUAAAAGUGCAAACGGAAUUGUUCAUAGUAAAAUAAUAAGAAAAUAUUAUAUAACAAAGUAAAUAGGUAAUAAUUAUUAUAAUAUAGAAAUAAUAAAACAAACAAAAAUAUUUAAAUGCAUUUAAUGUUAAAUGUUAAAAAUUUAUAUAAAUAUAUAUAUUCAUACAUAUAUACACUAAUAAAACAUAGAAAACAAAACAAAUUAUCAUUGUUUAUAAAUGUGAACAAAAUAAUAAUAAUAAAAAAAAAGAAAACAAAAAUUUUCUUGUCACAUUACAAAGAAAAUUUUAAAUCUUUCACUAUCGAAAUUGUUUAACUUAUUUAUAAGUUGGUUGAUUUUAAUCAACUUAUUUAUUUAAAUGUUUUUUCACUUUUUAUCGCCAUUGAGAAAAAGGCCAGCAAAAUCAAAUAUAUUCAUCGAAUUUAGUUUAAACAAAAAUAAAAACAACAAAAAUCGUUUUAAUUCAUUAUUUUUAUAUUUGUUAUGUUUUCUUUUAUUACUUUUUUUUAAAUUUAAUAAACUAACUUU
This is a messenger RNA of Eupeodes corollae, 3661 nucleotides long. RefSeq names its product leucine-rich repeat protein soc-2 homolog (gene Sur-8). Gene Ontology annotation, molecular function: protein phosphatase 1 binding. Lineage: Eukaryota; Metazoa; Arthropoda; Insecta; Diptera; Syrphidae. The coding region runs from base 388 to 2175 and encodes 595 amino acids. The transcript has 4 exons. The record is from RefSeq and is a predicted model, not a curated record.